Scophthalmus maximus (turbot) is the source of this 3383-nucleotide messenger RNA. RefSeq names its product plasminogen activator, tissue (gene plat). NCBI's taxonomy places the organism in Eukaryota, Metazoa, Chordata, Actinopteri, Pleuronectiformes, Scophthalmidae. Gene Ontology annotation, cellular component: extracellular region. Gene Ontology annotation, biological process: smooth muscle cell migration; plasminogen activation. The transcript has 15 exons. The record is from RefSeq and is a predicted model, not a curated record. Gene Ontology annotation, molecular function: serine-type endopeptidase activity. Bases 258 to 2078 code for a protein of 606 amino acids.
GCUGUCAGUAUUUUAGCAGGAAACACCUGUUUUCAGCUGACAGGGCUGGAGAGUGGGGCGACUGAACAGCUGCACAAAGGAAACAAAAAGGAAACGGGUGUGUUGUUGUCACCCUGCCAGUGAGGCUCUGCUGGGGGUUAAAAGCGACGCAGACAACGGGGUCGCUGGUUGUUUUUCGGCAAGGAUAUAGCUAUCAAGGGACCUGUCCUCUUAAUGCAAACUAAAAACCACUUGGGUUGAAGACCACUUGAGUAGACAUGACCGGACCACUAGGACUAUUAAUGCUCCUCUCUGCUCUCUGUUGCUCCCUAGUGGACAAUGUGGAGCUGCUCCGCUCCAAGAGAGGGACCCGUUUUUACAGAGGUGAGCCUAACAGGCAGCCAGCUAGACGGACGCUUUUGAUUAUUCAUGUCCAGAAGUCUCCACCCUCCUUUGACACCUCCUUGCAUUGUGUGGAUAGUGAGACAUCAGCAGUGCAUAGAACUGGGGACACUUGGCUGCGAUGGAGGAGACAGCGUGUGGAGUAUUGCCGUUGUGCAGGACGAGAGCGUUGUCAUUUUGUGCCCGUCAUCAAUUGCUACGCGUCUCUGUGUUAUAAUGGAGGGACCUGCAAGGAGGCUGUGUACACCUCGGAUUACAUUUGCCAGUGUCCCGCAGGCUUCAGUGGGACUCAUUGCGAGAUCAACACCAAUGAGAAGUGUGCUGUGGGACAGGGUGAAGGGUACCGCGGGACAUGGAGUAUCAGCCAUUCGGGAGCAGAGUGCAUCAACUGGAACGCCACAUCUCUGAGAGGAAGGAGGUUCACGGCUAGAAAAGUGGACGCCAACAGUCUUGGACUGGGCAAUCACAACUUCUGCAGGAACCCUGACAAUGACAGCACUCCUUGGUGUUACGUCUAUAAAGGCACUCAGAUCGUCUGGGAGUUCUGCUCUGUGCCCAAAUGUCCAGAAGAUAAGUACCAAGAGUGUGUUCUGGGUUCUGGUAAGUCAUACAGAGGCACAACAUCUGUCUCUAAGAGCGGCUCUCACUGUCUCCCAUGGGACUCUCCUGCUGUCAAGCGCAAGCUCAACAAUGCCUGGAGGCCUGAUGCGUUGGAGCUGGGGCUGGGCAGCCAUAGCUUCUGCAGGAAUCCAGAUGGUGAUGCAGGUCCAUGGUGUCACACCUACAGGAACAUGCAGCUGACCUGGGAGCUGUGUGACGUACCUAAAUGCUCAAGACGUCCAUCUAUCAUCAGUACUCUCGGCCCGCGUGCGCCCACCACUAUCAACAAUAACCGAGCCACAUGUGGCCAGCGUUUGGAUAACUCCCUGAAUCGCCCGGCGUACCGCAUAUUUGGGGGCAGAGAGAGCGACAUCACGGAUCAGCCAUGGCAGGCGGCCAUUAAUGUGUACCAAGCCCGUAGCAGACGGCACUUUCACCGAUGUGGAGGAGUGCUCAUCGACUCAUGUUGGGUCCUGUCCGCUGCGCACUGCUUCGAGGCAAGUGAUAAAGCAGAAAAACUGGAGGUGAUUUUGGGGAGAACGUUUCGGAAACAGAAUUCAAGCAGCGAGCAGAUUUUCAAGGUCGACAAGUACUGGACCCAUGAGAAAUUUGACAACGAAACAUUUGACAAUGACAUUGCUCUCUUAAGGCUGAAGUCAGACAUUGGCAUCUGUGCUGUAAACGCUCCAGAGGUUCUUCCCGUGUGUCUGCCUGAGCCUGGGCUGGUGCUGCCCAGCUGGACCGAGUGCGAGAUCUCCGGCUACGGGAGAGACAAAGAAUUUUCUGCAGAGUACUCUGAGCGUGUGAAGAGAGGUUACGUUCGCCUGUGGCCCAAUGAGCGCUGCGUCCCAGAUGUGCUGUCCGGACGCCCAGUUACCACCAACAUGCUGUGUGCAGGUGACACCCGAGGCCUUGAUGAUGCCUGCAAGGGGGACUCUGGCGGCCCUCUCGUCUGUCGGAACAAAGACAGGAUGACUCUGAUGGGCGUGAUCAGCUGGGGCGACGGCUGCGGGCAGAAGGAUAAGCCCGGGGUCUACACCCGUGUCACCAACUACAUCAACUGGAUCAACGGAAAGAUUAAGGCAAACCCAGUCUAAAAGAAGAGAGACCACAAAGAGGAUGUUGUCGGAGAACAAUACCCACAAACGCAGUGGGUAGAAGAGCAAGAGCAGAUAUGUUUAUCUUUGAGCAGAUCGACAGUGAGGUUCACGGGACUCUCUGGACCUGUUGAUCUAAAUCCAAACUGUUGGACGCUUUGAACCGGCAAGGUCGCUCCUGCAGUGAAGCACAAGAAGGACUUCAGUCAUGAGUUUUCAUGCGCAAUGUAGAGUUUUAUAUUCAUGACUGUGCCAAAUGUGACAGAAGCACAGAAACAACUUUUCCCUCUUUUGGGCCAUCUUGAUCGUGAUGAUAUUUUUGAUCUUUUCAUGUGUACGUGUACAUGCAUAUGUACAAAGUUUUCAUGUGUUUUCACCGCACGGCCUCCAUCAGACUGGAGUUUUAAGGUAGUGAAUGUACCAGGAAAAAUAGGAAAUAUCAGCGCCUUCCUCUGCUCUCUGGCUGGCUCUACGCUGGUCUGUACGAUGAGGUCACAGUGGUAGACUUCAGAUCAGUAGCCCCUUUUAAUCCAGAAGAACACUCAAGUCGACACAGGCAUUUACUUUGCACAAUACAGUAAGUCACAUAGGAAUGUUUUUGCAUCUCGAAAGUUGUUUUUAAAAAAGUUUUGUGCAAAGAUUGUGUUACAGACUUGUCAUUUAGAAAUGAGGGGGAUGUUGCCUUCAUUAGUUUUAACCCAAACAUGUUUGUGCAUUUGCUUACUUUGGGGCUCAGUGGGUUCCAGACCUUCAUUCAAACCACGAAUGUAUCUGCUGGUUCAGAUUCGACUUUGUUUUUGCAGUGUUGCCUCCGCUCGCUACGCGCUGGCUCAUAGACGGGAAUAGCUUUUGACAAUUGGAGGCAGGAAACUCUGUCUUGUUCCUCAAGCUUCAUCAUAGGGGAAGAGCAAAAUUCUCACUUGUUUGUUGUAUCAUUUGAGUUCCAGAGCACUUCUCGACCAGACACCUGGGUUGAGCCCAGUACACACACACACACACACACACACACACACAUUUUGUCUGAUUAUUGAUUUUAUAUUGAAAAUGACUCGGGACAGUUUUUUUGGUUCCACAUUAAACUGCUUAUUGACUGCAAAAGCCUAACAAAACGCACUUGUUCUGUGACAGAAUCUCAAGGGAAACUGGGUUUUAGAUGUAAGUUAAUAUUUAUAUUUUGUAUUACUUUGUAGAAAAUGUCAAAUGUUAUGCACUGUGUGUACGGUAGCUUGAUAAUUUAUUGUCGCUUGUCAUUGUAACCACAUUUGUCCACAUACUCAUUUGUCAAUAAAUAAUAUUUGGAAUAAA